AUGCAUGCGCCUGAGCACGCCGCCGGGGUAGGCGGGGCCGGCUCAGCCGCGCCGAACUCCGGGGCCGACUUUCCCGAAAGCGGUCCUCCGCAGAAGCGGGCGCGUCACGACACGGUUGAACGACAAGGGGCAAACUCGUGUUCGCUCUCUGAACCCGCUCGCCUUUCUGAAGGGAGAGGCGUACAGACGCGGAAGCAGGCGGAAGCAACGGAGACAGGGAGACGGGAAGCUGACGCACCGCCGCAGCUCUGUGAGAGUCUCUUUACAGAGAUUGCGGCGCUUACCGUGGGUGCGGCUCAAGCCACCGUGCAGCCGUGCCUCUUGCGGCUUGAGACUGCCGCCACGGAGUUGCUUUUGCUCUUGAGAGAAGAGCGGCGUCACGGCACGUCUUCCGCCCGGGCGACCGAUUUCGCUUCGGCGGCCGCCGCGGGCGUCAGUCUCCCUCCCCCCGCCGAGGAGGCUCAACUCAAGCGAGGUCGCUGGGGUCUGCAGAGCACACCCGCCGAAAACGCGACAGGCGCCAGCGCAAGCUAUCCAGGAGGCGGCGACGUGGUUCUCCGCGAGCGCCUGCGGGUGUACGUACAGCGUUUUCUGCCCUCCUUCCUCGGACUGGGCAGCCACCCGAUCGCGGCCUUCCGGCACUUUUGUUUGCAGUUUGUUGCUCGCCUCGUCCACACUGACGGGCGCGCGGUACCGCUCGUGCUGGUGACUUUGGAUCGAAUUCUCGAGGAAAUGUGGCGGGAGCGCGACAAGUCGCCGUCCGCCGCUCUUCUGCUUUUCGGUCUGGAUGUCUCUCGGAGAUUCUGGAAGACUCUGUUGGUCUAUACCUGCCUCGCCGCCGCGCGGCUUCGGCGCUACGGCCCCACUGGCGUCCAGGACUUUUUCGGAGGCGAGCAAGCGACGCUCAAAGGAUUCCGCGCACUCGUCUCCUUGAGGACUUUCCUCCACAAGCUCCUCAGCUCCAAGUCGGCUGCCUCAUCCGUCACGCCUCCGGUCAGUUACGAGAGCUACCGAGAAGCUCUGGCGAUCCUCGAACGGUCGCUUGAGUUUCUGUGCACGAAGCCUCUGUCGGCCAAAACAGCCGGCAGCCACGAUCCUGGGUUCCCUUUCUCCAUUCCUCCGCCUCCUUCGUUUUCGUCCUCCUCUCUCUCCGACACCCUCGGCGCCGCUCUGAAUUCGUUCUGUGGCGCGUCUUCGUCCUCCUCGUCCACGCCCGCCCCGCGUGGCGGCCCGCGCGCAGGUGUCCGUACACCUGAGGGCGCUGGAAAACAGGCAGAUGCUUAUCUGCCCCAAGUCUCCCCCACGUUCAGCAGCCGCCAGGUCCAGUAUCUCCAAGAUGCCCCUCCUGUCAUUCUGGCCGACCGAGAUCUGAUGAAGGCUCUCGAGAGUUGGGCCACCUCCGACACCGAUCUGCUGCUUCAGCUGCUGCAGCACCGCCCGCCUCAGGUGUACGUACAGAGCGGAGACGCGUCCGCCGCACAUGCAUCCCCUCCGCAGGGCUCCGCAGAGGGCCGAGCGGGCGAGAUGCCCUCUGAGAACUCGCCGCCGGCCGAAAACACUCAGGCCUCUGCCGCCGCCGUCGCGGCGGCGACCCGCGAGGACACUCUCGCCAAAGUGAAGACGUCCGACGCAGACGCGGCUGCACGAAACGGGGAUCGUCCAACCCUCGCCCUGGACGCCCUGUUCUACACGUUUGUCCUUCAGGCCGUCGCAUGGCUCGGGAGCCGACGUCCUCAGUACCUCCCGCUGUUCUACGCUCCGCUGCGUGGACUCGUCUGUCUCCUCACGUCGAGCGGACGGGCCUGUCGCCCCUCUGCCUCUCCCUCCCCGUCUACUUCGCUCUCUUCAUCUGCCUUGGCGGCGGCUCUGGGCGCCCUUCCUGCGGAAACGCGAGCCGAUUUGCUCUCUGUUGUGCGCAUGGAGUUUCUGCGUCUGCUGGCCUCGCCGCUGUGCGCGUCGAGCUCCUGGCGAGGGAAGAUCGUGGAGGCGCUCCACGCAAGCGGCAAGGCGGGCACCUGCGCAGCGCUCGUUCAAGAAAGCCGAGAGGUCUUCGCAGACAUGUGGGUCGCGAGGCAGCCGCGGCGGGUCGCCGCUGCAGGCGGGCAGGCCGCCUUCCACGUCGCCCUCCUGGCGCCUUCCGCGGCGUCAGCGUCUUCAGCCGCUUCUUCGUCGUCUGACGCCUGCGCUGCACUCGGCGGCGAUGAAGAGCACGAGGAGGAGGAGGACGCGCGCGAGGCUGCGCGGGGCGAAGAGGAGGCAGUGCUGCGCCAGCAGCGGCUGUGGCAAAAGGACGACGACAGCUCGUUUUUCCUGCAGCCGCACAAACACAUCGACGCAGUCACGUGGCUCGCGGCUACGCGCUCCGAGGAGGAACUCGUGGAGUUGACGCUGAAGAACUUGAGCCGCCAGCCGGCGGGGCCGUGCCCAAAGCCCCGCGGAGGUCCCCAGACAGCCGCGGCGCCCGAGCGCGGCGACGAAGGAGCGCAAGCUGCAGAGAGCCGCGCGCGAGAGCAAAGUCUGAAUGAAGCCGACUCGGGGAGGGGAGCGCGGACGGAGCUCGGCAACGCCGCAUGCGCGUCGGUCGACCGCGUAGCUAGAGAGCUCGUGACGCAGAUUGAAGAUGAAACUUCUCUGUGGAACGAGGGAGACGCGGAAGGAAGUCGCGGGGAGGAGGGCGGGCUGCCGAUGCUCUUCGAGCGCGCCGACUUCGAUCUGAUGCUGCCCCCGCACCUGAGGAACUUCGUCCCCCAGGGAUCGCGUGAGGGUGGCUUCCAAGGCAGCGACAGGGGCGAAGAAGGCGCGCGCGCAAAACGCGAUCUUCAUCAACUCGCGCGGUCACCCAUUUCCUCUGCACGCGACGCUCCGUGCGCUCCUGUUGAGGACGCGACGGAGCUCGUGAAGACGCCUGCGCUGGCUGCCAUGCAGCGCCACGGCGGUGUCUUCAAGGCUCUGCUCUUCCGCCAGAUGCUUCGCGCCCCGUUCUUCCCGCGGGUCAUCGGAGCGAACAUUUUUGCCUCAGCGCUUCGCUUCCAUCAGAAGCGCACAGAAAUCGCUCUCCGGAUGAUUUUCUGGCCGUCGCAAGACGCCGCGACGCAGAGAAACCUCUGCUCCACGUUCCUCCAGGCGCUCUUCAGCACGAGGAUCAUGCCGCUGCUCGAGGAUGCAACGGGGGGCGGCGAAGGCCGCGACCAAGAGGGCGAACUCCUCGAGUGGCGCAUCCGCAUCAACACGAUGUUGGAUCUCCUCUUCUAUAAGGCGACGCAGGACGCGGAGCAGCUGUCGCGCUUUCGCCAGCCUCUCGCCGCUCUCCCAGACGGCCGCGCGUCCGUUCGAGAGGCGAAGGCCGAGAAGGCUUCGCGCGGAGCCGACGGAGGGGCUGCCGCGUCUUGCGCGCUCUCUGCCGCCGAUUCGCUCUUGGUUGCGGACUUUUUCUUCGCGCCGGCGCGAGAGGACGUGGCCUCGCCCUCGUCGGAGUCGCGCGACUCCUCCGCGGCAGCUCCGCCGCUGUGCAUUUCUUCUCUUGCGUUGGUGCGCGCGCUGGAGGGUCGGCUGCCGCAGUCGCUCCUCGGCUGGCGUUUCACGCUCCCGGGCGAGGCGAGCGCGGAGGUCGAGCAGCAGCCUCAGGAGAGCGCCGCGGCCGCGGGCGCAGAGCGCGAGGGAGGAGAAGCGAGAGAAGAAGAGAGAAAAGAGGGGAAAGAAAGCAAAGCAUUUCGCUACGCCGACGUGCUCGACCUUUGCCUGGAUGCGGUCUACUCGCCAGCGCUUCUCGCUGACACCGCCCAGCGCGACAGUUACUGCCAGCUGGUCGCGCGCUUCUUCGUGGAUCUGCCGCACAUCGGGGUGCGGGGCUUCCGCCGGGUGGCGUCCUGGGCGACGGCAGCAUCGGGACUCCCGCGCCGACUCGCCGUCGCGGUUCUGUCGCAGCUCCUCAAGCGCGGAAACUCUCUCCUCGCACGUCGAACUGCCUUCUCUCUUGUUUUGACACUCGAGCACGUGGCCUGCGAGAGCGUCCGGCGUUUGCUGUUGAAGCUCAUCAGCUCGCCGAAGGGAAUUUACCUUUUGGCUAAAGACGAAGAAGCGAUAGCCCCGCCGUCGUGGCAGCAGCCUCGACGCCUCGUCCUGAGCGGCGCCGCCGCGGGAGACAUCGAGGCGCAGCCUCGAGCCCCCGAAUCGGUGCCUUUCGUCAUCUACAGCGCGUCUGAUGCGAGCGAGGGGGGAGAAGAGAAGACUGUGGAGGCGGACGAAGAAGAGCGGAGAGGAUGGACUGACAGCCGGCAGUUCGGGCGCGCGUGGAUUGAAGCUUGCGCGGGCAUCGUCCUCAGGUCUGUCGCACCAGACGGCGCUCGGUUCGCCGCUCCCAUCGUGACGAAUGCCUUCGUUGCCUCACUCGCACAGCAGAUCAUUCUGCGGUCGGAGGAGGCCACGCUGCGGCGCAUCGCCGCUUCCCCGUCGGAGGCGUUCGAAGCGGGCGGCAAGACGUUCGACACUGAGGGCCUCAAGGAGAGGCUGAGCUGCUUCUUCACGUUGUGCGUUCGCCAGCCUCGUCUUCUCCACGCGUUCUUCGAGGUUUUCCUCCUCUGCUCCGCGACCUGCCGCCGCGAUCUCGAGUCUCUGUUCGCCAAGUGCAUCGCUAAGAUUUCUCCGGCGUGUCACCCCGAAUACGUCCGCCUGCUUGAGAACUACGAACUGGAGCAUCACGCGCUCGCGGUGACUCUGAUCAACCACUGCGUGGAUUUCGUGUUUGCGAAUCCCGAGGGCGACUUCGAGGCGCUGCCGGCGCUCGUCGGCGCAGUCUGGGCGCAGACGCAGGCCCCCGAGGGCGAGCGCGCGGAGGGAGAGAAGAAAGCGAACGCGGAGGCGGAGAAAAGAAGAGAAAACGCAGCCGUGCUGGCCUUGCCACUGAUCGCCUUCUUUGAAAGGGCGCAGCUGAAGACGCUUUUGCCUCUCUUUGUGUUUGGAGAUUUUGGUGAAGCGGACAUAAAGACAGCCCUGAAGCGCAUUUUGACCGUGCCGCGGGAAGUGCAAGCGAAAAUCUAUCCAGGCAGCUCCGUGACGCCUCCCGAAGAACUCCUCAUGCUUCUCUACAGUCUCCCCUGUUCAACCGGCGAGCAGCGCAAGAAGCAGACGGCGGUUUUGGACUACUGUCUCGAUUUGACUGGCUGCACCAGCAGGUCGGAGUCACCGACGGAGAUCUUCCCAAUAGAUGCGGUCGCGGCCACGUGCCAGAGGAUCGCAGACGACGACUCGCAGCCGAUCUCGGUUGUCUUCGGGCGCCUGCUUUGCCAGGUCGCACAGAACAUGCCUUCUUUGCGCGAGUUCGUCGCCGGCACAGUGAUGCCUGCGCUUGUUCGGCGAAAGAUCUGGACGAGUCGCAGUUUGUGGAAGGGUUUCGUGAUGGCGACCUCGAUUCUCUGGGCGGAGCGGAAAGAUCUCCUCGUCAGAAUCAUCCUCGUGCUGCCAGAAGACAAGACACGAGACUUGCUGCAACACCUCCAGCAGCGGCAUUCCGUCACGGCGGACAUCUCGGCCUUCCUGUAUCAAGACGACCAGGCUCGGCGGGCGUGCCCUCACUACCUCCGCGUUCUGCUCGGACUCACGAAUUAG
Molecule: messenger RNA, 5604 nt
Organism: Besnoitia besnoiti
Lineage: Eukaryota; Apicomplexa; Conoidasida; Eucoccidiorida; Sarcocystidae
Exons: 21
Coding region: 1-5604 (1867 amino acids)
Cellular component (GO): mRNA cleavage and polyadenylation specificity factor complex
Source: RefSeq, a predicted model, not a curated record